ACGAUCAUAUCCUUUAAGCCCCGCUAUUAUAUUCGUUACGCUCAAGCAUCUCGGAACUCUCGCGAGAAGGUAGAUCUGUUCUGGGUUGGAGGAGGGAGAUCCAAGCAGUAAGGAAUAAGAUUGUUUUCUAAAGAAAAAAGUAAAACCAGUUCAAAAUGGACAACAUGCAGGACAAUACCACCGUCUUCAACACUUUAAAGUCAUUUGAGAGUUUCCUCUCGCAACAUGACGCUUCAACGAGCCAGCCUGAAACCAGCGCGAGUAAAAGUGACCUGCAAUUCCAGUACAACUACCAGUUUAAGGUGGAAGAGGAAGCUCAGAAAAUCUUCUCCAAGACCCAUCUUUUACAAAUGGCCCAAGAGAAGUCGCAGAUGGAGUUCAGUCACAAACGUGCCCGCAUUGAGCUGGAAAAAGCAGCCCACACCAGUGCCAGGGACUUGGAGCGCGAAGUGGACCGUAACCAAGACCUGCUCGCGCGCAUCAGGAAGCUGGAGGAGAAAGAGUCGGAAGCAGGAAAGGCCCUGAAGGAGCAAACUGAGAUCAGCAGAUCCCUGAAGAAGACCAUCGAGGGGCAGAACAAGAAACUGGAGGAGAAGGACUCCAAGCUAGCAGAAGCCAAUGAGACGAGCCGAGCCCUGCGGGAUGAGAUCCGAGAGCUCCAUCAUAAGAUAAAAAACCAGGAGAUCCAGCUGACCACACAGACCACUGAGAAUCAGGGGUUACAGGAGCAGCUGGAACUAUUGCACAAGAAAUGCCAGGAAGCAACUCAGAAAAUCCAAGCACUCCAGAUGUAUCCUUCACUGAACUCAGAAAAUGAGCUGAAGAUUAAGGAGCUGGAGAGGAGGCUGGCGAUGCAGGAGCAGGAUUCCGUGAUCGUGAGGAACAUGAAGUCUGAGCUCGGGCGAAUCCCAGACAUGGAGAAGGAGCUCCAACAGCUCAGAGAGGAGAACGCCUACCUGAGAGAGACCAAGGAGAACAAUAAUUUACUGAAAGAAGAGGCAGAGGGGAUGCGGAAGAAACUGGAGCGUGUGGAAAAGAUGAAAGAAGACCUUGUUAAGCUUGAAUUGGAGAAAGAAAAACUUUCUCUGAAACUACAAGCUUGGCAGAAUUUAGAGCAGAUGACUGGUCUUAACAUCAGGAGGCCUGAGGACCUGUCGGGAGAGAUCAUUCAGUUUCAGCAGAGAGAGAUCACCUUGAAGCAGCAGAACUACUCUGUCACCAGCAGUGCUCGGGCUCUGGAGAAGGUCCGCCUGGAGCUCCAGAACGAGCUGUUGCAGCUGCGGGCCAAGCUCCUGGAAGAGCAGAAGAGACGUGAGCAGCAGGACGCGCUGGUUCGGCGACUCCAGAAGCGCGUCUUACUACUCACCAAGGUACAGGAGAGGCCCGAGCUGGCCCUUAAACAGCCUCAGCUCCAGGAGCGAGACGGGGUAAGAGCUAUCCUAGAGUCCUAUGACAAUGAGCUGACGGCCAGCGAGUACUCCCCCCAGCUGAGCCAACGUGUGAAGGAGGCCGAAGAGAUGCUCCAGAAAGUCCAAACUCACAACUCGGAGAUGGAGGCCCAACUUUCCAAGGCACAGGAAGAAGCUGGUGCUUACAAACUCCAGGCUCAAGUAGCAGAAGCUGAGAUUGAUAUUUUGAAGAAGCAAGCUGCUACAGCAGACAACAGUUCCUUUGUUAGCACUGAAGAAGUUAACUCCCUCAGACAAAAGAUUGAAGAGUUGGAGGCAGAGCGCAGGCGCCUUGAAGAGCAGAAUAAUAUGCUGGAGAUGAGGCUGGAGAGGCAUAACCUCCAGGGCGACUAUGACCCGACCAAGGUGAAGGUGCUCCAUUUCAGGAUGAACCCGGCCAGCCAGGCGCGGCAGCAGCGCGCCCAGGACGCCGAGCAGCUGCGCCAGGAGCUCCAGCGCCUCAAGGAGCACAUCCAGCUCUUGCAGGCAGGGGGCGCCGUCGCGGCCGAGGAGGGGCCCUUGAGCCUGCCGCCCUCUCAGGAAGUCCUAGAUCUGCGCAAACAAGUGGAGAGUGCAGAACUGAAAAAUCAGCGCCUGAAAGAGAUCUUUCAGAAGAAGAUCCAGGAAUUCCGAAAAGUGUGUUACAUGCUAACAGGCUACCAGAUUGACAUCACCACAGAGAAUCAGUAUCGCCUCACCUCUGUGUACACAGAACGAGUGGAAGACUCGCUGCUUUUUAAGGCAAGUGGGCCAACAGGAGGGAACAUGCAACUGCUGGAAACAGAUUUCUCCCGCACUCUCCAUGACCUUGUGGAGCUUCACCUCUUUCAUCAAAAGAGCAUCCCAGCAUUCCUCAGUGCUGUGACCCUUGAACUCUUCAGCCGCCAGACUAUCAUCUGACCUCGCCCCUGUGCCUUCUCCACAGUGAUAUCCGAGAGCCUGUGAAAUCUGUGUGCAUAUAACUGCAUCAGAAUUGCACCUCACUUUUGCCGAUUAGAGUGUAGUCUGUUGGUGUUAGGCAAUUACAGUGUGUACUUUAUAGAAAAUUAAUAGCAGAGCUUUGAGUUUGAAAUUUGUGUGGAUUUUUGUGUUGCAAAAACUCUAGAAAAGCUGUGAUUUUUCUCACUUUGCUGCAAUAUGUGAUACUUCCCGGGUGUUACUUUUAUUUUUUCAUAUACAUGUUCUAAAUUCCAAGUAAUACAUCUUCAGUUUUGUUAAAUGCAAUUAAUUAUUCAAACAUAAUGUUGUGGCAGCAAUUGUGCGGAAAAGGGAAUCAUAAACCAUCAAAUCUGUUUCCCACGGUCAGAAGGCAUAGCUUUCAGCAGACACGACACUUCCUUCCGAAUUCACGUUUGGGAAUAACUUGUAAAAGUAACUGCUGGUUGACCAUCUGUGCAUAGCACGCUCCCACAUUUUAUGUUACUAUGUCCACUGUGGCUGCAAAGCAUUUCAGUUAAAUGAUUUUUGUGUUAAAAUAUAUUUCUAAAGCAAAUCAGACAUGCUCUCAUUAACUACGGUAAAGAGAAGGAUUUAGUACUGCUCAUCUUUCUUUUAUAUAGUUCUCAAAGCUGCAUGUGGUUUAAGCAAGACUUUUUUCUUCAUUGUUUAUUUAAAAAUGUCUAAUUAUAAUUUGACGUCUGGAAAUAUUUCGAUUUGUCUAUUUCAAGUAACAGUAGGCUGACCUUGAGAAUUUAGAAGAGUUCAAAAAGAAGAUGAGCCAAAGCAUGAAAGAAAAAACAAGACUGAGGCAUCGUCUAACCUACAUUGCAUGUUGAUAAUGAUAGAUAAUAACUGUGCAGGAGUCUCUUGUUCCCAUCAGGAAUAAGUGCAGGACCACACAGUCAGAUUACCUAGGUCACAUUCCGACAUACAAUCUGAACAGUCAUUAAAUAAACUGAUAUCAACGACAGGAAGGGCUAGGCAUCACUGUUUGUUAACCAUGUGCGAUGUCAGCAGGCUGUUCAAGUGAAUGCAGAUGAAUUUCGUCUUGCAAUUGGUAUAUUAGUAUACCCUUGAAUACCUGAAACCACAAAAUAAUUUCUACCCUGAGUCGGCUAACAAGGGAUUAUCCUGUUCCUUAGCAUUUCCUUAAAUCUUUUCUGACAGGCAAACUGGUUUAUCGGUUUGGUCUGUACCAGAGAGUAUGUAUCCCUUUUUUCAAACUGUCACACUUAAGAAUUAAAGCUUAGUGGAAAAUAUGCAAUGAAUAAAAACAAUGUGUCAUAGGUCUGGCAUGGAUAAAGAUGCUUUUUGUGUAGCCUGACUUCAUUCACCUGAUUCAGCAAAAGAUGUAAAUGUGUUUUAAUAAUUUGGCACUUCCGUACAAUAGAGUUUUUUUUCCUCGAGCCAGUCUGUUUCAAAGUUAUAGGUGGAUUGUAUAGUAUAGCAAAAAAGUUUUUUUACGACUGAGUAUGUGUUUGUUCUAAUCUGCUUAUGAUUUUGCCAUUAAAUCAUUUAUUUCUUUAGAAAUGUGGCCGCUGGUGAAGAACAUCAUGUCUCAGCAGUUAAGAUGAAACACAGGAAUACUAGUUUUCUAAAGUGGUAUGUAAAGUGAUGUUUUCCUGCAUUGAUGUUUGUUUUUAAUAGUUUCAUUGAUUCUCCUAACAUCAGGAAUGUCUUUCUCUUUGCUGGAAUUUUCUAAAACAUGAGAAAUAAAGUUACUUAAAAAGCA
Messenger RNA from Lepisosteus oculatus (spotted gar), 4119 nucleotides. It is a transcript of the gene mad1l1, whose product is annotated as mitotic arrest deficient 1 like 1. Gene Ontology annotation, cellular component: mitotic spindle; kinetochore; nuclear envelope. Lineage: Eukaryota; Metazoa; Chordata; Actinopteri; Semionotiformes; Lepisosteidae. The record is from RefSeq and is a predicted model, not a curated record. Gene Ontology annotation, biological process: attachment of mitotic spindle microtubules to kinetochore; mitotic spindle assembly checkpoint signaling.